Laccaria bicolor S238N-H82 is the source of this 1149-nucleotide messenger RNA. Its product is annotated as MFS DHA1 amino acid exporter. Gene Ontology annotation, biological process: transmembrane transport. The record is from RefSeq and is a predicted model, not a curated record. Lineage: Eukaryota; Fungi; Basidiomycota; Agaricomycetes; Agaricales; Hydnangiaceae. Gene Ontology annotation, molecular function: transmembrane transporter activity. Bases 1 to 1149 code for a protein of 382 amino acids. The transcript is spliced from 10 exons.
AUGGAUACUCAGUCAGAAGAGACACCAUUGCUGCACUCCAGGCAUGAAGCGCUAUAUCAGCGCUUCACACCCGUAGAAAAACGCGGCCUCGUCGCGAUGGUUUCUGUCUGUGGACUGUUACCCUUUUUCGUCUCUGGAACAUUUAUACCUUCUAUCCCUCAGAUCGCAAAAGACUUAGAUACAACAGGUCCUAUCGUCAGCUUAGCCGUCAGUCUAUUUUUCUUCGCCGCAUCCCUCGGGUCUCUCACCGCCGCGUCUUACUCAACUUUCUACGGACGCAGACCGAUAUACUUAUGGGGUCUACCCCUCCUUUCCAUCGGCUCCGUCGGGGUCGCAUCUUCAGUAAACAUACAUCAACUUAUGGGAUGGCGCUUUGUACAAGCGUUAGGCGCAUCCCCGGGGCUAGCUGUAGGGGCGGGCGUUAUUGGUGAUAUCUACAAGCUUGAGGAGCGUGGUACAGCGAUGGGAAUAUUCUUUGCCGCUAUCCUUCUUGGGCCUGCAUUGGCGCCUUUAGCUGGAGGGAUCGCGGCGCACUACUCAUCAUGGCGCACUAUGCAGCUCGCGCUGGGCGUCUGGGGUCUAGCUGCGUUUGUUUGGAUAAUUCUAUUUUUUCCCGAGACGAGUCACCCUGGGACGAGAGGAGUGGAGAAGAUUGAUCCUGUAAAACGACCGACGUGGAGACCUGUAUUCUUAACCCCUUGCUCCACUAUGGUUACUCCGCAGUCCCAACGUCCUGGCGGUUCCAUGACGGGACUCACGGUCUUGCUCUCAAAUUACGUGCUGCUUGUCCCGUUGGCAUACACAAUCGGCGCGCGUUACAAAAUAACGAAUGAAGCGCUCAUCGGAGCAUGCUUUUUGCCAUCGGGGCUAGGGAAUCUGAUCGGAGCGCCUCUAGCUGGGCGUAUGUCCGACAGGAUCGUUGUUCGGUGGCGCGCCAAACGCGGAGGCGUGUGGUACCCCGAAGACCGCCUACGAGCAGCUGUAUACGGCGCCUUGUUUUUUGUUCCCCUCUCUGUGCUGAUCUCUGGAUUGUUGUUGAGGUAUGUGGAUGGAAAAUUGGGUUUUGUCCUCAAUUUGGUCUGCCUUUUCUUUAAUGGCAUCGGGGUGCGUGCGAGUCUUGAUAUAGAUAACAAGCCAAUUUGCGAAUAA